Messenger RNA from Acanthoscelides obtectus, 1323 nucleotides. The record is from the annotation of a GenBank genome assembly. Lineage: Eukaryota; Metazoa; Arthropoda; Insecta; Coleoptera; Chrysomelidae.
AGGGUAUUCUGGAAACGGACAGAGAGUGUAAUACGAGUGAAUAGAUCCUGCUUUAUGAUAUAACUAACUAGCUACCUCAGUAUAACUUUUGACAAAUGUCAGAAUAAAUUUGAUUGCUCUUUCGAUACCUGUCAAUUACCAAAAUUCCAGUACAACUCCAUUCCACGUAGAAUCAAACAAUGGCAGACGUUGAAGGAUGCUAAGGUGAAGUUAUGGUGCAUGCCCUCUGGAAAGUUGAAUGCCAAGAUGCAAGUGAAGGCGAAAGGAAAAGCUCACGGAUGUGAGCAUGCCUCAAGUACUUGAACUAUUCUUAAUCGUGUUAUUCGAAUGUAGAGGGAGCAGAAGAAGAGGCACAAACAGAAGAAGUACGAAUAGUAGAAGAGGCUGCAGACGAAGCUGUCCAAUCAAACGAACCACCUGAGACUACUGAAAGUGGCACUGACGAAAGAUAUAGUAUAAACAAAGUGCAGAUCCGAAAAUCAAGAUUUCCAACAAAGAACAAUGAACUGAACGCCUACUAUCUAACCUCCGUUCCUGAAUUACCUCUCAGGGCUUCGGAGUACUCCCCGAUGCCGUACACGUUCAGAGUACCAACUUUAAACAGCCCUGUCAAGAUUAACAACCUGAGAUCGAAAUGCCCUCCGUACUACUUGUUGUUGGAUCAUACGAUUGCAGUGUUGUGGUUGAUGUUUGCUGCUAAACAGUACGACUGUCCAUUAGGUAUUUCUCAAAUGCAAUGGGCGCUGUGCUUCCUACGUACCAUAAAGACAAGAAAUGGAGACUACCCGAAGGAUGUAGCUAUAGCGAUCAACGCUAUUGAGGAACUCCUGGUCACAAACUACGCUCAACUGUCCGCGGAAAUGGCCAAUAUCAAGAGAUUGGACGAAACUAUCAAGUAUUCUGAAGGAGCAUUCGGCUCUAGUCAAAUGCUAACGAAAGAACUGCCCUUUUCACUGAAUUAUGCUGAGAUGUUCAGCAAGAGCCCAGCGGUCCAGGCGGCAGCCGAAGCUAAAUCAAUGACAUCUGUAGAAGCUGAACGAGAACUGAAGAAGAUCAAAUCUGCAGCUGGAGUUGACUCGAUUGAAGAACUAGAUCCUGAGUCUAAGAAUAAGGCAAUCAACGUACUGAAAAUGUGGAAGACAGACCAAGUAGAGAAGAUUAAGGACGAACUAAGAAGGUUACGCGGUAUAGAAGUGUAUUUGAGAGAUAUUGACGCAAACUUUGAAGGAUUCGUUGAGGAUGACUUAGGGGCAUUGGCUUCAGACAUAUAAAUAAUUAUUUAUAAAACUGUUCAAUAAAUACUUCUGCCAAAUUUAUCUAGAA